UCCAAUUGGAUGGACUAUGGACAGACACAGCGGGUGUACUUAACAUACGUAGUAUUUAACAAUACUACGCAAUUUAUAAUAGUACAUACAGUAGAAAAACCUAUAUUCAAGAAGACGUUACUAUGAAAAUCGGUUAUCAAAAAUAUUGACAAUAAAAUUGAAAGUAAAGAGUUUAUUUUAAGACAAUUAUAAAAUUGUACAGCGAAAAAUAUGCUAAUGAACACUCAAUCUACUGGGAAUAAUUAUCCAGCUUAUAGUACCUAUAAAUCACGUUUUGAAGGUAGUUGAUAAUGACAAAAGUUUCAACGGCAUCUAAUAAAUCGUUACAUCUAACUGGAAUCGGAUUGGCAGUCCAGGCGUUUUAUAUAAAUUUAACACUGGACACUGUGAUGGGUGGUGAUUUUGUUCAGUUAAAGCCUGCAGGACCACCCAUCAUCAAUCCGACGGGAGUCUGGAGCGUGGAUCAAGUACCCCAGGGAUAUGCUACAGCUGGCAGUAAUUUGGCUUUAAACGGAUUGCAAGCGUUACAGGCUUUCGGUGGAAACAAAAUCGAUGCCAACGGAUAUCGAGACCAGAAUGGGUUCUACAGGGACAAUAACGGUGCACUAAACGGAUAUGACGUCGGCAAUACUUAUGGCGGUGUAAACGACCGUGGAGUUACAAGUGUGGAAGGUGGAGCUUAUGGUGGUAUAAAUGGACGAAACAAGGGACAUCAAGUUGCUGGAUUCAGCACUUCGUACCAAAAAAAUGAAAGCGGUAAUAAAGCUACGUAUUAUGACGAUGGUCUUGGACACGGUGGAGUGAUUCAAUAUGGUGCGAAAGAUCAAAGGUUCAGAGACGGAGAAGGCAAGGCAUUCGGAGGAGGCUACCACGAUUCGUCGGUGAAGACAAACGCAGUCGGUCAACAAGGCCAGUUCGGUAACGGGGACGGUUACCACACCGCUGGUGGUCAGACGGGCGACGCGGUCAACAAUCAGCUCUACGGCACGCGGUCCGACAGCGGCCCGGGCAUCGUGGCCGGCACGCCGUUUUUGGUGUCCACCACUGACCCGUUGCCCCCAGUUGUCCAUCUGCCACCGCAGUACGUCCAACAAUCCCCGCAGUACAUCCCUCAGGCACCUCAGUACGUCCCGCCGGCCCAAUACGUCCCUCAGGCCCAAUACGUUCCGCAGGCCCCAUACAUCCCUCAGGCCCCAUUCGUGGCCCAGGCCCCGUUCGCUGCCCAGGCACCCACUUUAUUCCAGAACAACAUUCCACAGCUGCCGCCGAUCAUACAGCAGCAACCGGGAUCGAUACUUCCGCCGUACAACGUGCAAUUGCCCGCCUUAUCGCUGUCCGCCCGCUCGCCGUCCGGCCAAUACGUCGUGCCCAUGCCACCAAAACUCUACGUGGACAAACCCAACGCCACCACAGACGGUUGAACAUUCGAAUCGAUUAUUUACAGUAUAUACUUACGUUGUUGUUUAUUAAUACAUUAUUAUACGAUAUUAUGCGCGAGUCGA
Molecule: messenger RNA, 1502 nt
Organism: Acyrthosiphon pisum (pea aphid)
Lineage: Eukaryota; Metazoa; Arthropoda; Insecta; Hemiptera; Aphididae
Product: hyphally regulated cell wall protein 3
Exons: 4
Coding region: 291-1421 (376 amino acids)
Source: RefSeq, a predicted model, not a curated record